Molecule: messenger RNA, 2116 nt
Organism: Triticum dicoccoides
Lineage: Eukaryota; Viridiplantae; Streptophyta; Magnoliopsida; Poales; Poaceae
Product: maternal protein pumilio-like
Exons: 5
Coding region: 1-1800 (599 amino acids)
Biological process (GO): post-transcriptional regulation of gene expression
Cellular component (GO): cytoplasm
Molecular function (GO): mRNA binding
Source: RefSeq, a predicted model, not a curated record
AUGGAUCGGAGCGGACGGAGCGACGACGGCAAGUCCGCCGCCCACCCCGACCUCGCCGACUCGCUGGGCGCGAUGGGCCUCGGCAGCAACCCCUCGCCGCAGCCGCGGGGGCAGCAGGAGCAGGCGCUGCAGCGGCAGCAGAGAGCGGCGUGGUUGCGGCAGAGGACCGCGCCGCCACCGCCGGGGAUGCCGGAGCAGCAGCUCAGGACGAGGCUGCUGAUGGAGGCAGGGCUCCAGGUUGCGCGGCAGUCCUGGUCGCAGCAGUCACAGCAGCACCAGGCCUACCGGUGGGAGGAGAUGGGCUCAUCGAGCGGCGGCGGCCCCUACGUCUCGCCGAUGGGCGCCGCCGCGGCGGUCAAUAACCCUAGCGCGUGGUACGACACGGCCGCCGCAGCGGCCAAUAACCCUAGCGCGUGGUACAACUCCGCAGGCGCCAACUUCUUCAGUGCGCAGGGCCAGAGCGGUAGCCAGCAGCAGCAGUACACUCUGAGCGCCGGCGCCAGCCAGUACCAACCGGUAGCCUCGCCGGUGGCGGCGAGCUCCAUCCCCAACAUCAACGCCAGCCUGCAGUACCUGUACCAGCAGCAGUAUGCCAUGUCCAACCAAUCCGGCGCCGGCGCGUACGCCUGGUCCGCGCCCGAUGAGGACAAGCGCAUGGAUCUGAGGCUGAGAGCCAUCCAAGCCGCCCAGGCUCAGGCGGGUUAUGUGCCGUACAGGGCGGCGCCGGCGGCCCAGCCACGGCGUGCCCGGACGCUGGAGGAAACCCGGUCGCGGCUGCUCAAGGCCCCGAUUGACGUGCACGUGGUGACGUUCCCCCAGUCCCCCGCGCACGUGGUGACGCUGCUGGAGGAGGGCGUCAACAAGAUCCGGCUGAACGUGCUCGCCGGGGUGACGCACCGCAUGCACGACUUCAUGGACAGCAGGGACGGGCACGCGGUGUUCGUGGCGCUGCUGCGCGCCUGCGCGGGGCGGGCCGGCGAGGUCAAGGACAUCGUGGAGGCCGCCUCCUUCUACUGCAGGCACAACCUGCUGCCGCUGAUGAGGCACGACCACGGGGAGGAUUGCCUGGCGGAGCUCAUCUCGGCGGCGGCGCCGUACCCUAACCUGUGCGAGAUGCUGGUGAACCGCUUCCUGUUUGAAAACGUGCUGCUGGACCUCAAAGGGGACCAGGUGCUUCACCACUGCUUUGCCACCAUGAGAUACGAGGACACCAAGUUUCUGGUGGUCUCCGUCCUCCAUGGCAACACGCUUGACGCGAUGGCCUACUCGCAGUCGCCGGCCGGGUCCAAGUGCCUGGUGGAGUGCUUCAACAAUGCCAGAGGCGACGAGUUCGGCAAACUCCGGGCCGUCCUGCUCGACAAGGCCAUCGACCUGGCCAGGGGCGAGUACAGCAACUACUUCGUGCAGCACGCCCUGGAGCACGGCGACGCGCAGACGCGGCAGCAGCUGGUGCAGCGGCUGAUGGGGCAGGCGGUGGGCCUGUCCCUGCACCGCUCCGGCAGCUACGUCGUGGAGGCGUGCUUCAACAAGGCGGGGCUGCUCAACCUCGUGCUCGCCCAGUUCGUGAGCAUGGACGACGCCCAGCUCGUGGAGCUCGUGCAGGGCCGCUCCUCCAACUACGUCGUCCACAGGAUGCUCGAGGCCGCCAAAGACAGGUACCCCAAGGAGACGCUGGGGCUGGCGCGGCGGAUCUACAGGCUGCACGGGAACGGCGUCUGGCAGGUGUACGCCGAGAAGGUGAUGAGGGUCGUCGGCAAGAUCCUGUCUCGCCACUCUCAUCACGGCCCCUCGUAUCGCUGAUCCCCUCCGCCUCCGGUGUGGUGUGGCUGCUUCGCGCCUUAAUUCUGUUGUUGUCAACAUGCGCACAUUAUCAAUGUUCCUUUGUAGGGUUUUGUGUAGGUGAUCGGUCGAGAGCUUUGCGUCUGUGUGUCUGUGUCUGUGUCGUUGUAGUAGCGGAAGCGGUGUGUGUGUUCGGUAGUUUGUUUCUCUAUUGUGUGUUCGGUUUGUUAGGGGUGCUGUAAGCGCUAAAUAUGUAUGGCAGCGGUACUUUAGACAUUCAUUUCUCCAACAAGUAUUUUCAGACGGAGGGAGUAUGUUUUGUGUCUAGAUUUGAACA